AUGGGGAGUUAUAGUGAAGAGCGUGAGGAUCAAUUUUAUGAUACCCGUGAGGACCUGUCUUCUGUUUCGGAUUGGGGUUCAGAUGGUUGUGAUGAAUUUAGUUCUAGUACUUCAGGUUUCUUGAGGUAUGAUGAGGUUUGGGCUAAGAACCUUGAUAGUGUUCAUGAGCGCCGCCAUAAGUUCCUGCAGUGGAUGGGUUUAGAUUUGGAUCGGAAUUUAAUCAUGGAAGAAGAAGCAGGAGAUGACUGUGCUGAAAAAAUUGAAAUGAGUAUUGAUAGAAUAAAAGAAGAUAGCUGUGUGGUGUUGAGAACGUCGGGAUUGGAAGAGGUGUCUUGCUCAAGUCAGUCCACAGCAUCUGCUCUGUCAAAUGAAGCUCGGGAGUCACUAGGAAAUGGUGCUUUGGAUGAGAAUUUUCGAUGUGCAGUGAGGACUUUAAAUCAGAGAAUGGAUAUCAUUGUGAAUGAAUUGGGUCAGGAUGGAAGGCUUUGCAGAUUAGGUCAAGUGGGACUAAAUCAAUUGGUUAGUGUUGAGGAGAUUCAUACAAACCAUGCACCAGCACCAUCUCCUUCAAUUCAGCAAUUGUUGCAGAGAGAAGUUGAUAAUGCUAGGUUCUUUCUUGAUGCGAAAAAGAAAGUUAAAAGGGGAUGGUUAAGGAAAUUAGGAAUUGGGAUGUGCGCUGUUGAUAAACAUGAGGCUGCAUUGAGCCCCAUCAGUCGUAAAUCUGCUUCAGGAACAGGUAUGCGAAGAGUCCGAGUUUAUCCAAGUAAAAAACGGACCAAAGAACUGUCUUCACUUUAUGCGGGGCAAGAUUUUCCUGCUCAUGAAGGUACAAUUUCGUCUAUGAAGUUCAGUCUUGAUGGGAAAUACUUGGCAAGUGCUGGUGAAGAUGGUGUCGUGCGUGUGUGGAAGGUGAUCGAGGAUGAGGGAUUCAACAAAUUUGAUAUUUCUGGUGAUCCUUCUUCUUUAUACUUCAAAACAAAUCCGUUUUCUAAGUUAGACUCUCCAAAUGUGGAUAAAGAUAAGGCGCAGAGAUUGAGAUCAUCGGACUCAACAUGUGUCAUUUUUCCUCCAAAGAUAUUCCGUUUAUUGGAGAAGCCUGUUCAUGAGUUUCGGGGACACAGCAGGGAGGUCUUAGAUCUCUCAUGGUCAAAGAAAGGGUUUCUGCUCUCAUCCUCUGUUGAUAAGACAGUUCGUCUAUGGCAAGUAGGAUGUGACAGAUGCCUGAGAGUUUUCUCUCACAAUAAUUAUGUGACAUGCGUUAAUUUCAACCCUCUGGAUGAUAAUUACUUCAUCAGCGGUUCAAUAGAUGGAAAAGUUCGCAUCUGGGAAGUUAUUCGUUGUCUGGUUGUUGAUUAUAUUGAUGUUCGUGAGAUAGUCACUGCUGUAUCUUAUCGUCCUGAUGGAAAGGGAGGAAUCGUUGGUUUUGUGACUGGAAACUGCUGUUUUUAUAACAUCAUAGAUAAUCAUCUGGAGUUGGAUGCUCCGAUAAGCAUACAGGGCAAGAAGAAGUCACCUGGAAAACGGAUAACUGGCUUUCAGUUUUCUCCAAGCAACCCAAGCCAAGUUAUGGUGACUUCUGCUGAUUCAGUAGUCCGUGUAAUUUAUGGGGUUGAUGUCGUCUGCAAAUUUAGGGGUCUUCGAAAUGGUGGAAACCAUAUGUUAGCAUCUUUUACCUCAGACGGAACGCACAUCGUCUCAGCAAGCGAGGAUUCAAAUGUUCACAUCUGGAACUAUAAUAGCCAGGACAUGACCUCUUCACGACCGAGGAACAUAUGGUCUUGUGAGAGUUUUGUGUCCCACAACUCAAUGAUUGCUAUACCUUGGAAUGGUGAGAACAGCAUUCCAGGAACACUUCCAUCCCCUAGAUUCACUGGGGACAUGCAGGGAAGUAGCCUUGAUAAUCAGCCGAAGCAUCUCAGUUUCGAUGAGAAAGUAGAACAGAAAAUGCACCUCUCUUCACCCGAUUGCUUCUCUUUGGGUCGUGGGUUUUUGUUGGAGGCCUUGCAAAAGGGCACUGCAACUUGGCCUGAGGAGAAACUUGUAAAUUCAAGUCCGGUGGCCGUCUCCCCAACAAUGUGUAGAUCCGACUACAAAUUUUUGAAGAGUGCUUGUCAGAGCAUGUCUGGUCCUAAUUCGUGGGGCCUUGUGAUCGUCACUGCCGGCUGGGACGGACAUAUUAGAACCUACCACAAUUACGGUACACCUAUUCGUCGUUAA
Molecule: messenger RNA, 2217 nt
Organism: Prunus armeniaca (apricot)
Lineage: Eukaryota; Viridiplantae; Streptophyta; Magnoliopsida; Rosales; Rosaceae
Source: the annotation of a GenBank genome assembly